Musca domestica (house fly) is the source of this 3018-nucleotide messenger RNA. RefSeq names its product ribosome quality control complex subunit TCF25 (gene Nulp1). The record is from RefSeq and is a predicted model, not a curated record. The transcript is spliced from 9 exons. Gene Ontology annotation, cellular component: RQC complex. NCBI's taxonomy places the organism in Eukaryota, Metazoa, Arthropoda, Insecta, Diptera, Muscidae. Bases 151 to 2277 code for a protein of 708 amino acids.
AUAUCUUACCAAAACGACACAUCUCUUGAAAAAAUCUGAAAAUCGAGUAACAAUCAAUAGAUUAGUAUAAUCCUAAUCUAGAAAGCCAUCAAAAGGACCUUGUCCAAGUUGUUGUUUUCCAGGAAAACUAAAGAAGGACAUCUAUAAAAAAUGUCAUCCAGAGUCUUAAAGAAGUUGCAGGGUGCUGAUGAACUUCAGCCCAACGAUGAAGAUGUUGAUAAUCUGUUGAGCAGUGAGGGUGAAGAAGAUCCCGAUUUGCAAAGUGGCAAGGGAAAAUCCAACUUUUUCGAUUUGCUGAAUCAACAAAGUCCCUCGGAAAGCGAGGUAAAAGAGGAUGACAAUGAAACUGAGCAUGCAUCUGCAGCUACUAAUCUUGAAACUGGACCAGCCGCCUCCAAGAAGAAAAAGAAGAAGCGCAAGAAGAAGUCCAAGUACACGGGAAAUCAUAUAAGCAGUGAAGAUAAUGAGCUUACUGACAAAUUUAUCAAUGACAUAGACCCUCUACUCAACAAAGUGUCGGUGGCCACUACACAAAAUCCCAAAUUAACAACGCCAAGAAUUGAAAUCGACAAAUCAUUAAUGGCGGUGGAAUUAAAAAAUCUUAAUCCUCAAAAUGAAAUGCGGCGUACAUUCGGUAAAAGAGUAGUCAAAAUUGAGAACAAGCGCGGACGUCAAAAAUUAACACUAAAAUCGACAUACAUGGUAACAGCCAAAGAAUCGUGGCCACCAGUAACCAAAAACAUUAUAAAUAUGAGACCAUGUCAGGCUCCGGAUAAUGCUACAUCCACAUCAACAAUGGCACGUGUGGGAUCAAUGGAUAAAGUACAAUGGUUUGCCUUUGAGCACAGUCAAUAUUAUCAAAGUGUACAAAAUCUAUUUCUUACGGCAUUAGAACGAACCGAUUCCGAUUUUUUGAUAAAUUUAAUACGACGCUGCCCCUAUCACGUCGAUUCCUUAAUACAAUUAAGUGAAUUGUGCAAAAUGACAGAAGAUUUUUCACUUGCCGCCGAAUUAAUCGAAAGAGCUGUGCUAGUUUUAGAGACAUCAUUGCAUCCAAGCUUCAGUCUAACAAAUGGCAACUGUCGUCUAGACUAUAGGCGUCAAGAGAAUCGUGCCCUAUUCGUGGUACUUUUCAAACAUGCCCAGUACUUGGAAGCAAGAGCUUGUUGCCGCACGGCAUUUGAAAUUUCAAAAUUGAUUUUGAGUCUAAACCCUGAUGUAGACCCCUUGGCAAUGGUUCUUAUAAUUGAUUAUUAUGCCAUACGCAGCAAGCAACAUGCAUGGCUAGUAAAAUUUUAUGAAGAGUAUAAUGUUGUACGUAAUUUGUCGCAAUUACCCAAUAUGGCAUAUUCUUAUGCCCUAGCAUUGUUCUUGUUGCAUGGAGAUGGCGAAAAUGCCGACAAGGCAUUGCAGUACGCCUUGCUCAUGUUUCCGGGAGUCUUGAAGCCUUUACUGGACGAGUUAUCAGUUCAGACAGAUAAGCGGGUAUUGAGCAACUCAUACUUCAACUCAGAGGUUUCUGGAAGUCAAUCUCCAGCCCUCCAUCAAUUGGUUUCAUUAUAUGUUUGUCGGGCCAAAGUAAUUUGGCGUCAAAAUAACAUCCUGCCUUGGUUGGAGCGCAAUGUUAACGCUGCUUUAGAUCGUAUCGAAAGCAAAGAUGAAGUCAUUCAAGACUACAAGCAAAAAAGAUCUGCUCGUUAUGUUCAGCCACCAAGACCCAUAUUGAGACAUGUUAUACUCUCUGAUUACAAGGAGAAAGUACCAUUGGCACCUUUUGUGGCUAAGGAAAAGGAGGCCAUUAUGAUGUAUGACCCAUUGCCACCACUUGAUUCCGUCAACUUUUAUGAAAGGAAAUCAUCAUCAAGUAGCCCUACCACAGCCAGUAACCGAUCUGUUUCCAUGUUUUUCCAAUCCCUAUUACCCACUUUUAACUUGCAAAAUGCUGCCGCCGCUGCCAACGCUGCAGAUCCUCAGCAGCAGCAACAGGUUGUUGCCAAUGUAGAACAAGCUGCCGCACGGGUUGCUGCCCAGGUUCCAGCCGAUGCUGCAAACGAAGUGGCAGAAGUAGAUCGACAUUUACAGGCUUUAAACAUGAAUUUGGAUAAUGCAGCGGCUGGCACAGGACAAGGAGCUGUUCUGCGUCAAUCAUUUACCGACGUUGUCCAUGCCAUGCGAGAAUUUAUUCAAAGUGUGCGAAGUGCGACCGAAAAUCUGCAGCCAGGUGAAAAUGAUGGAAAUGAUUCAACUGAAGAAGAUACUACAGAUUAUUUUGAUUAAUGGGCAAAUAAAAAUGAAAAUAAAAAACGCCCUACUUCAGGAAGUUAUGAAAAAUAAAAAACAACAUAAUUUACAGCUGAAACGUAUAUGGCUUUAUAUGUAUGUCUAUUAAACUACUAAAGUCUCAAAGACUUUUUUCUUUUGGUACAUUUGAAUUUAAGAUUAUCUCUUACUAAUAAAUUUCCCAAAUUUACGUAACUAUUUUAAAGAACAAAUCACAUUAACAAUGUAGUCAAAUGCAAAAAGAAUCGGAAAUAUUUGUCGCCACCACCUACUUACUACUAUCUCUCUAUAAAUGUAGAAUAAACGAUUUUUUAUCAAUAGCAUCAAAAACACAUAUACAAAAAUUAAUAUUUGAAAAUUUUCUAUUUUAAAUAGAUGAAAUUUAAUAAUAACAAUUUAUAUGAUAUACACAUUUUAUAAACACAUACAAAUCACUUUAAUCUUUAUGAAGAAAAAAAAAUUGUUAGUUUGUGAGAGAAGCAAUUCAUAUUUAUAAUAAAACGAAAUGUAGAUUUGCUUAUUUGUUAUAUCCCUACUAGUUGCCAAUGCAUAAUUUUAUUAAAGGAAUUUGAUAAAUGUUUAAUUUUUGCAAUUUUUUUUUUUUUCGUUUUGGGUACUUAUUCCAAUUUAUACGCAUAUAAUAUUAAAUAUAUAUAUAUUUAAAUAUACCACUUGUCUUUUCGUGUUUGAAUGGAGCAUAUAAUAAAUUAAAACGUCUCACAUGGCUUACAUAAAAAA